GGCACAUACGUGAAUACACAAAGUAAUCAUGAAGUUGAUCAUUCUGUUGACUCUGGUGUUUGCUUCGGCUGAUGCAUACCCCAAGUUCUACCGUGACAUCGACGGAUUUAUCGUUGGUGGUCAGGAAGCUAACAUUGAGGAUUUCCCGUAUAUGCUGUCUUUGAGGGCCUACUCUCAACACAUCUGUGGUGCUUCUGUAAUAGCUGAUCGUUGGGCUUUGACUGCUGCCCACUGUGUCCAAUACGCCUCCUCGGAUGAGAUUAGCUUUCUUGGUGGUACUGCCUACCUCUAUGAUGGAGGUGACACCUUCCAAGCCGACGAAAUUUACAUCCACCCAGAGUAUUAUAUCCCGAGCGACUACAACAAUGAUGUUGCUGUUGUACAUGUGACUAGUUCUUUUAUCGUAAACGGCAUUCAAGCAGUCGCUCUGGCUGUAAGCGGUGGUGACAUGGAUAACGGUGAUCGUGCCCUUAUCAAAGGGUGGGGCGCCACCUCGUAUCAGGGACCUUCGACUACUGAACUCAGGUGGGCUGAAGUUAAUGUGAUCUCCCGUGAAAUUUGUGACUUUGCAUACGGCUCCAUCACAGACAGCAUGUUAUGCGCCGCUUAUCCAGGACGCGAUGCAUGUCAAGGUGAUUCUGGUGGUCCAUUGACUACCAUGGAUCAUGUCCAACAUGGCAUUGUCUCCUUUGGUUACGGGUGUGCUGACUCCCUCUUCCCCGGCGUGUACGCUCGUGUUGGAGCUCCUAUUAUUCGCGACUGGAUCAAUAAUGUUACCGGCGUCUAAAUGAUCACAUUUGACCACCAAAACGUGUCUAAGCCACUAAUUUUGUCAAUGUCCUUUCUAAUUGCGAUGUUAAAUAAAUUUGCAAUUGAAACAA
Molecule: messenger RNA, 881 nt
Organism: Phlebotomus papatasi
Lineage: Eukaryota; Metazoa; Arthropoda; Insecta; Diptera; Psychodidae
Product: trypsin beta-like
Exons: 3
Coding region: 29-787 (252 amino acids)
Biological process (GO): proteolysis
Molecular function (GO): serine-type endopeptidase activity
Source: RefSeq, a predicted model, not a curated record